Messenger RNA from Morus notabilis, 363 nucleotides. Its product is annotated as protein PELPK1-like. The transcript has a single exon. The record is from RefSeq and is a predicted model, not a curated record. The coding region runs from base 1 to 363 and encodes 120 amino acids. Lineage: Eukaryota; Viridiplantae; Streptophyta; Magnoliopsida; Rosales; Moraceae.
AUGGCUCUCAACCUUGAUCGCUUUGCAUUGGCCUUCUUUGCUGCUUUUGCCUUCAUGAGCAUUGAUGUUGGUCAAGCUGCAGCUCGUCACCUUCUGCAAACAACAACAGGGCCCAAUUUGCCAAGGCCCAACUUGCCACAAACGCCCACAAUUCCAUCUCUACCUCAGCCCAACUUGCCUAAUUUGCCCUCAGGCCCAACUCUGCCACAGCCCACGUUGCCCACAGGGCCCAUCACAAUCCCAAAUAUGGGCCUCCCGCCACUGCCAGCUGUGACUUCUCUUCCAAACAUUAUUUCCUCCAUUCCAACCAUGUUUCCCUCCAUUCCAUUCUUCUCCCCACCACCUUCAACCUCUAGCCCUUGA